Gymnodraco acuticeps is the source of this 1805-nucleotide messenger RNA. It is a transcript of the gene tfb1m, whose product is annotated as transcription factor B1, mitochondrial. The record is from RefSeq and is a predicted model, not a curated record. Gene Ontology annotation, biological process: rRNA methylation; transcription initiation at mitochondrial promoter. Gene Ontology annotation, cellular component: mitochondrial matrix. The transcript is spliced from 8 exons. Gene Ontology annotation, molecular function: rRNA (adenine-N6,N6-)-dimethyltransferase activity; mitochondrial transcription factor activity. Bases 66 to 1163 code for a protein of 365 amino acids. Lineage: Eukaryota; Metazoa; Chordata; Actinopteri; Perciformes; Bathydraconidae.
CUCAAAAUUACGUAUAGGGAAGUGUGAAGGAGGAAAACGUAGCCGGUGAGAAACUUUUCACCUGAAUGAUGGCUGCCUCGACGAAACUGUCAUCUUUCCGUCUGCCUCCCUUGCCCACCAUAGGCGAGAUCAUAAAGCUGUACAACCUGCGAGCUGAGAAACAUCUCUCACAGAACUUCCUGUUGGACUUGAGGCUCACCGACAAAAUAGUGCGUCAGGCGGGCUGUUUGAGGGACGCCCAUGUGUGCGAGGUGGGUCCGGGCCCUGGUGGUCUCACCCGCUCCAUCCUUAACGCCGGAGCGACAGACGUGCUCGUGGUGGAGAAGGAUACACGCUUCAUCUCGGGGCUGAAGCUGUUGUCUGAGGCAGCUCCAGGGAGGGUGAGGAUUGUCCAUGGGGACAUUCUCACCUACAGAAUGGACCGGGGAUUCCCAGACACCAUCUCUAAGCCAUGGGAUGGAGAUCCUCCAAACCUUCACAUCAUAGGGAAUCUCCCCUUCAACGUCUCCACCCCCCUCAUCAUCAAGUGGCUGGAGAACAUAGCCAAUAGAACGGGGCCCUUCGCCUUCGGUCGCACCCAACUCACUCUCACCUUUCAGAAAGAGGUCGCAGAGAGGUUGACAGCGAGCACAGGCAGCAAACAGAGGAGCCGUCUGUCCAUCAUGGCUCAGUAUCUCUGCACCGUCCACAACUGCUUCACCAUCCCUGGACGGGCCUUCGUCCCUAAACCAAAGGUGGACGUGGGAGUGGUUCACUUCACCCCUCUGGUGCAGCCCCAGAUCCAGCAUCCCUUCAAGCUGGUGGAGAAAGUCAUCAGGAAUGUGUUCCAGUUCCGCAGGAAGUACUGCUACAAAGGAGUAGAAAAGCUGUUCCCUGAGGCGAGCCGUUUUGAGCUGACACAGAAGAUGUUGCAGAACGCAGACGUGGACCCCACUCUGCGCCCUACAGAACUCACCAUACCCCAGUUCCGGGCUUUAGCGGAUGCCUACGCUCAUUUAUGCAUGCAUGAACCCAGUCUGCUCCACUAUGAGUUCAGAGAGGAGCUCAGACUGAAGCCCCUCACCAAGCAGGGAAACAAACCGGAGGACACAUUUAUUAUGGACGAAAAGCUAAAUAAAAAUAAGCAUGGAAAGCAAGAGAAGCCCACUAAUAGCCUCUUUUAGUGCAGGGAAACAACAGAGAGCUCUUAGCCUUGACAUUUCCAUGCAUUUUUAAAAUCUUUUUUCCCCCUGUGUCAGUCACCUUGGUAAACAUGAAAUCCUGGGACAGACACAAUAACUACAAGACUUAUAAAGAUCCAGGAUUGGUGGAAACAGCUCCAAGACCUUUCUCUAGGAUAUGACAUCUCAAAGCAGAGCAAUGUGUAUUUGGGAGAAUAAUAGUAGGAUGCUCAUUACCCAAAGAAGCUCUUUGUCCCAAUUCCUACUUAAAAUCACAUCUUGCAUAACACCUUGUCCUGUGGGACCCAAAAGAACUGUCAGUGUUUUCAGGGUGAUUUAGAAAAUGGGAACAACAUGGCAACACCGUAUUCAGGCCAUUUCCCCCUCGCUGAGUACUGAGUUCUUAGUCGCUUGGGAGAUGGUGCUAAAAGGGAGGAGGAAAUGUUUCAAAUCCAGAUGGACUAUUUGUAAUAUAGAGGAAUACAUUGUCAAUGCCUGUAUUUCUGUUUAAAACACAAACUAAACAAUUACCUUUUCAGAAUAACUUCAUGAUUUUUCUGGAGGCACAUUUGUUACAUUUCUUGUACAGAAUACAGUAUUUAUGUCAUUGCUGUUGAAUAAAAUCAGAACACUGUUGUCAUUUAA